Messenger RNA from Letharia lupina, 762 nucleotides. RefSeq lists its product as uncharacterized. The coding region runs from base 1 to 762 and encodes 253 amino acids. The transcript is spliced from 2 exons. The record is from RefSeq and is a predicted model, not a curated record. Lineage: Eukaryota; Fungi; Ascomycota; Lecanoromycetes; Lecanorales; Parmeliaceae.
AUGGCUACUGUUUUGGCAACGCUGGUUACGUAUACCGAGGAGGCUGCACCGAUAUCAACUGGGAUGCCGACGAAUGCUGCCCAAGCUGCAGGAAUGGUACGGAGUCCACCGUCCUCCGAUGCGUUCGAUACGGAUCUUGCUAUCGAUAUCUUCAGCAACAUCAUCCCCUGCCCACUAGUCAACGGCUCUUUCACGGAAACGUUCUGCUGCAGCGAGCAAGCAGGAAGCCAGGCGGCCGCUGCCGGCUGUUGCGACACAGCAAUAGUCGAUCUUAAUGAAGACGCCAUAAUUACUGGUCCAGGCCGUCUGUAUGAAGGCAAUACCGUGAGCACGGUUUCGCUAUCGCAGUUUACCAAAACUUCAAGCAUCGCAACCGCUUGGACAUCGAAAAAGCUUCCACCUAUCUCGCCCAGCAUCGUGGCAUCUACCACAUCAGCAAGUGUUCUAUCUGCCGUAGCAAAACCUUUGACCCAACACUCACCACCGACGAAGAAGCUUACUGACCUCAGUGUGGCGAUUGGCGUGCCGCUGGGGGUUUUCGCGAUCUCAGGAUUAAUCGCAUUACUCAUCCACGAACGCAGGCUUCGAAUUAAAGCGCAAAAGACGGUUGUUGAUACACUUGUUGCUUACGAAAAGUGUCGCGCGGCCAAGCCACGUGCUGCAGUCUAUGAGGUGCAAGGUCACCCGAGGCCACAUGAACUGGAGCACACACAGUCGCAACCGGGGGAGCUUUAUGAUGGAGAAAUUCAUGAGCUGAAGUAA